ACCACCACCACCAAGACAACCGAAGACAACCACCCAACACAACCCACCACCACCCCGAAAACAACCACCUCCACUCCGAAGCCAACCACCCCUCCCAAGCCUCCAACCCCACCUCCACAACCAACUCCGUCCACCACCUUGACUGUUGGAAACUACAACGUGACAGUCAACAAAGAGGUUUGCCUGAGGGCUCAGAUGGCUUUGCAGAUCAGAGUGGCACGCCCUCAGCUCAAUGGAACCUUUAUCAUUCAGCCAAAUAUCACAAAAGCAAGUGGACAUUGUGGGGAAACCAAGGCCAACCUUACCCUAUCCUUUAAGGAGGGUUUCAUCACCUUCUUGUUCACCAAGAGCACUGAUAAUACCACUAGCUACGUUGACGCCGUGUCUUUCAACCUCACCUACGCCUUCGUCAAAGGAAAGGAGGAAAAUUUCCCCGCCAAGAACAACACGCUGCAUCUCUUCUCUGCAAAGGUUGGACGCUGCUACUCCUGCCGGCAAACUGAACAGGUUUUAGUGGAGAAGGGACUCUACCUGGACGUCAGUCAGGACCAAUUCCAGGGAUUCAAUCUGACUAAGAGCAAAGAAUUUGGCCUCCCUGACCGCUGCCCUGCCGACCAGCCCGACUACAAGGUUGCGAUCGGCGUGGGAGUGACGCUGCUGGUGCUCAUCGUCAUCGUGGUGGUGGCCUACCUGGUGACCCGCAAAAGGAGAACCGACGGUUACCAGGCUCUGUGAGGUGGGGACACUCGGUCGCCCAGAGAAGACACCUUUUUUUUUUUGAUAAAGCAGCGAGGCUGUGAUGCUCUGUCUUUUACGAGAGCCAGAGCAACAAAAACCUUCACCACCAGCGAUCCACUGCCUCCCGCCGACCCCCCCACCUGUUAUGUCUCUGUUAAGUGUUAUCUAAACAUCGUUACUAUUGAGGCUGGAGUGAGCCACUUUAAUCAUAAUAAUCAUAAACCUUUAAAAUGAAUUGAAGCAGAAGGAAAAAAAAAACACCUAUUAAUCCUACGUUCACUCACUUUUUAAAUUCAAUCUCGUUUAUUUUCUGCUUCUUUUUUUUCCAUUUCUUUCUGAUUGUUUGUUGAAUUGAAGACACGUAUGUAGUCGAAUCCAAAGUCCGUCCCAUGGAGCAGCAGGCUGAGCUCUGACUGGCCAAACCCCUGCCAGAUACACAUAAACCAAGGCUGUGGACUUUGAGCGGGACACACCGGCCCAACAGCUUUUACACCUGAUCUUAAUGAUGAUACGGCAAACAGAUAUGCGAGUAAACUGGGUGAAUAAACCACAUGGAUUCACAAGGGACAAGAAAAUAGGGUUAGAAAUUGCAAAUGCAAAAGAGAUAUCUGUUACUUUAACUUGAAUAAUCUGUCAGUGAGUGGUGUUCGGUGGCACACUGCAGACUCCUAACAUUUGAGUGUUCAAAGGCCAAAAUCAAUAUUAUUAUUAUUUUAAAUUCAUAACCUUAAUUUGACAAAUAGAUGAAUAUUAUUUUCAUCAUGUUGGACACUAAAACUUACUGGCACAUACAUGUGAAAACUGACUCAUCAUAACCAGUUCAGGUUGUGUAUGCUAAGAUGGACGACGCAGCAGCUCCCAAAGCAUCUCUAGCGCCCCCCGGUGGGUGGAAGUGGAGCCAUGUCGUCCAUCUUUAUGCAGAGGGCCAGAGCUGUGAUGUUAUUUUUAUAUAACCCCCAUGUUAUACCGUCACAAAGCAGUGGAAUCAUGAAGAAAAAGGAAGACGGUAGAUUUUUACCUUCUCUUCUAUAUGAAUCAUCAUGAAUGUUUAGUUUUUCCUCAAACAAAAUCAAACUUUGUGUGUAUAUUGUGUCAUCCAGGGAUUUGUUUUAUUACUAUUAUUAUUAUUUUUGUCGCAAUAAGGGAAAAUUAUGCAAGCAAUACCGCGUUAGCCUUAUUAAUCAGUACAACCCGGGAAAUUUGAAGGAUGUUUUUAAUAAGGGAUUUAUUUUGACAUUAUCUACAUUAAUUGCACUGAUAACUGUUCCAACUUUGUCUUUUAAUACUAUGUACACAGCUGUUGCAGUGUUUUUUUUUAUAAAACUGCAAGGUUGUGCUAUUAAAGCAUGGGGUAGGUGUGGAGUCUCAACUACAGGCGAGUUUCUUAGCUCCUCCCACUUGAUUUGCACCGACGGACGCACUCAGUUCAUAUGUCACAGACGACCCGCGGCUACCUGUACGUUUACAUGACGUCAGCAAAAAAAAUACAUGUAAACAUAACUGAAAUUGGACUAAAGUACCCAGAUAAUUGUGAUCCAGAGCGGAUUUACUACUGUGUGUAUACGUUCUGUCAGACUCAAGCUGCUCUAGACGUUCUGCGCAUGUUCCGUGUUUCUUGCUGGUACAGAGAAAUAAAAGAAAACAUUGUGAAAUCUACGUGAGUGUAUAUUUGGACUGGCAAGGAGAACGGUUCUAUGUUCCGUCAACUCAAAGAAUUGAAUAUUUUGGAAUCAUGGAUGGUAGGGCGACUCGACGGGCUUCCCUCCUCCUGUCUGUUCUGUCUCACUCUAAAUUCUGUUGUGUUUUUGGACCGCUUGAUUUAUGUUAUGCUGAAAGGAUAAUAUGGAAUUAUCGAUAAAUGUGCCAUAAAAUAUCCCGCUUGCCCGGGCUUUAAUGACGUCCCGUCUCUCCUUCUACCAACUCCGAUACACAGAACCCAGUUACGUCAAGCUGUACCUUUAAGCGCGCAAAAACCAACAACACUAGAGUGUGUAUUUAGCAGCUGUUGGUCAUAUUGGACAUAACAAACAACGGCUCAUAAAUGAACACUGUGUUUUCUCAGCUAGAAUGAACUUUGAACUUCAGAUAUCACGUGGCGCUCGGGUACCUGCGGUGGCAAGGUAGAGUUCUCACUACAGCACACCGGUAAAGUAAAGAAAAUAAUUACGGAGUCGUAUUUACUCAGAUUGCACAGGGCGUAUCGCUUCGCUUAUCUCUGGAGCAGACUUUCCUAUACGUCAGCGCGUCUACGGUCUAGAAAACACUGUAAAAAAUAUCCUGUUCCCUUUACCAAGACAUACUCAUCAUCUCAAUUUUGGUAACAACUAAGACGCACUGUUGAAGCACUAAGAAUGUAUGUUUACAUUUAUUUGGUGAAAAACAUAAUGUAUAUUUAGUCUAGACUGGGGGCCACCUGCAAUACCUCCAAGGUCCACCAGUGGGCUAUGCCCCACACUUUGGGAAGCUUAAAUUAAAUGUGCUUUCUUCACCUUGAACAUAAUGAGGGUUUUUGGCAUUUAACAGAGUAAAUAACAGCUUGUUUUACUGAGUGGAAAGUGAAAGUGUCUCUGGGUUAUUUCAGUAUAAGGGCAUUGAUUCUGAUUCAUUUACACAAGUGUUUUUAGUGUGGAUGCUGAAAUCCAACACCAUCAGGGGGAAAUGAAAAUGGUUGUUGUUGUAUUUGUGUGCUCUGGAAAGUAGGCUAAACUCACUUUGAAUGAAGACCCCGUGUGUGUGUGUGUGUGCUCGUUUAAUUUUACUCUUAAAAUAGCCGCGUGGCGUAAUCUGUAAGUAUGUCCGUGUGCAGCUCAGUGCAGCGAGACUCCGUCCAAUCAUGUGUAAAGUUCUCCACAGAGUGUCUGCACCUUGACCUGUUUGUAACUGCCUGUGUCAAUAAAGAUUGAUAUAUUCUGUA
Solea senegalensis (Senegalese sole) is the source of this 3652-nucleotide messenger RNA. It is a transcript of the gene cd68, whose product is annotated as CD68 molecule. The record is from RefSeq and is a predicted model, not a curated record. The transcript has 5 exons. Gene Ontology annotation, cellular component: membrane. The coding region runs from base 196 to 735 and encodes 179 amino acids. NCBI's taxonomy places the organism in Eukaryota, Metazoa, Chordata, Actinopteri, Pleuronectiformes, Soleidae.